Paramormyrops kingsleyae is the source of this 3225-nucleotide messenger RNA. RefSeq names its product proline-serine-threonine phosphatase interacting protein 2 (gene pstpip2). Gene Ontology annotation, biological process: actin filament polymerization. Gene Ontology annotation, cellular component: actin filament; cytoplasm; plasma membrane. The record is from RefSeq and is a predicted model, not a curated record. Lineage: Eukaryota; Metazoa; Chordata; Actinopteri; Osteoglossiformes; Mormyridae. Gene Ontology annotation, molecular function: actin filament binding.
GACUUUAGAACCCAGCAGAUCAUAAACUAGUUUUGUUUGAGGAAGUUCAGGCCGCUAUUUCACAUGUUUGCAACAGCCCAGGCCGGCCGCACCAGCGCACUGCGUCUCAGUCGUCGGUCAUUUUCCAUACGGACGAACGCAGUUGCGCUGCACGUAUAGCAAUUAAUUUCUCGGAAUGAUUGAACUUCACUUUAAAGACAAUUUCUGGGGUGCAGAUAUCACCAGCACCGCCGGGUACGACACCAUCAUUCAGCAUCUGAAUGAUGGCAGGAGGACAUGCAAGGAAUUAGAGGACUUCAUAAAGGCCAGGGCUUCUGUAGAAGAAAAAUAUGCCAAAGAAUUGCUUAAUUUAUCCAAAAAGGUCUGUGGUCAAAAUGAAAUGAACACACUAAAGAAGUCACUGGACUUUUUCAAAAUGCAAAUUGAAAAUGUGGGACUGUCACACCUUCAACUGGCCCAAACUAUGCGGGAUGAGGCUAAGAAACUUGAAGAUUUCCGAGAAAGGCAGAAGGAAGUGCGAAAAAAGGUAGAACAACAUAUGGAUGCUUUACACAAGCAGACGGCAACACAGUACAAGAAAACAGUGGAGUCAAAGAAAACCUAUGAGCAAAAGUGUCGUGAUAAGGAGGAUGCAGAACAGACAAUGAACAGGAAUGUUAGCGCAAGCAACACCAAGCAGCAGGAGAAGUUGUAUGCAAAAACGCAGCAAGCAAAACAGACUGCUGAGGAAGCAGACAGAAUGUACAGCCACAAUGUAACCAUGUUCAACAAGAUUCGAGAAGAAUGGCUGAAUGAAUACAUCAAGUCAUGUGAGAUGUUUGAACAACAGGAAGUAGAGAGGAUUAACUCCUUGCGGAACACCAUGUGGACUCACCUCAACCAUCUCUCUCAGCAGUGUGUUACCAGUGAUGAGCUGAACGAGGAGGUGAGGAAGUCUCUGGAGCAGUGCAACAUUAAGGACGACAUUGAGCACUUCAUCAACCUCAGGAAGACCGGUGACAAGCCCCCAGCUCCCAUCACCUAUGAAAACUUCUACUCCAAUCAGAGGGCUUCGGUCCCGGGUCGCACAGGACCCCAGGUUACCAGAAGGAGACCAUUGCCAGGGAGGGCUGAAAAUAAUGUGGCUUCAACCACUGAUGAUCCUACCUACAGUGUAAUACAAUACUAGCAAAUGAGUGAAUCCAUUGUGACCAGGGAAGACGCCUGUGGCUUAUGGGUAAAAAACACUGGUACCCACACUGGUAAAAAUGUCAUACAGUGGACUAGUGGAAGAAAAUGGUUUAUUGCAUAUUAUAUAUUGUAUGUUGUUACAUGUUAAUGAUAAUUGUGAGUUUAUGUGUUGUAAUGUAGACUCAUUUACAUAAAAAUUAGCUUAAUUGUUUAUAAUGUUUUUCUUUAACUUGUAAAAUUUUGGAUGUGUAUUGCAUCCAUUUAUGCCAGGGGUAGCCAAUCUUAUCCGCAAAGGGCCGGUGUGUAUGCGGGUUUUCGCUGCAACUCCCUAAUUAGAUUACUAAUUAGAGGACUGAUUGGCUGAAAGAGUCCUCACACCUGGGUUUGAACAGCUGACCUACAGGUUAUCCCAAAAACCUGCAUACACACCGGCCCUUUGCGGAUAAGAUUGGCUACCCCAUAUAUAAUUUAUAAGCUAUAAUGGCUAUAUUUGUCUAUUUUCUUUAAAGAAUGCUGUUAAAUUAUAUUAAUGAAAUGAUCAGGUAAUGAGACGGACACAGAAAUUAUUCACCCACAGCCUGCUGAAAACUCCACACACGUUUUCCUAUCCUGAUUCAGGGAGCGAGGUACCAUCAGCGGUGGAGACUUCAGGUCCAGAAAAUAGAAAUCCAGACCAAGACUUUGUUUCAACCAACCAGUUGAAUACUUUGUGACUGCAAGUUUUUAUGCUAAUCUGGUUGGUUGAAACAAAAUCUUGGUCUACAUUUGUAGUUUUUGAACCUGAAUUUUCCACCUCUAUGUAUCAUUUGUCUUUAUUCACACUGGAAACCCAAAAUGGACCAGUUGGGAGACACCACUCAGAUUCCAAGCAAGAAAUUAUCUCAAUAUUUGAUGUUGCUGUUUUUGAUGUGAGUGCAUCUUUCUGCAUUUCUUUUCUUGAACAGUCAGUUGCACUGUACAGUGCAGUUUAAUUACUGAAGACAGUCACCGUCUGUGUCUGGUGUAUAACUAUCAGCAAAACAAUGGGAAACGCUUCACAUUAACUGCACCUUCAUAAUGUCCUUAUAAUGUAUUCAUAGAACAUUCAGUGUACCUCCAUAAUGCAUUCAGGAUUGGGAGGUCACUGGUUCGAGCCCGGCAACAGUAGAAUAGUCAGAUCUGUGGGCCCUUGAGCGAGGCCCCUACCCCAGAAACAGCCUCAUGGGCCCCCCUGCAGGUGGCUGCCCUUCCCUGCCAACUUGCUCUCGCCUACAUGUGUGUCUGUGUCAAUGAGGGCAAGAUGAGGUAGAAAAGAGAGAAUUUCUUCAUUGGGAUGAAUAAAGUGGCAUUAUUAUUCGUAGAACAUCCUAAUGUACCUUGACCGUUUUAAUAUAUAGUCAGAAACAUUAUAUGAUACACAUUAUAUUCGUAUAAUAUGUUAAUAUAUUAAAGCUGUGAAAGUAUGUUAGGAUGUUGAUAUAAUUACAUGCUGCUUGUGAAUGCAUAAUAAAUGUGCACCGAAUGCUUAAUGAAUGGUGCUGUUAAUGUAUAGUAUUACCAAACAAGGAUUAUACGAUCGUUACACUGUAACUUAUAAAUUUGGUAAGGGGCUGUAUGCACUUUUAUUGCUGUGAUUUAAAAGGCAGACUCCAUUAUCUUCCAUCCACUUAUCUAUCCUGAGCAGGGCCCGGGAGGGUGGAGUCUGUACAUGCCACAGAGGGCAAAUGUUCACCCCGGAUAGGAUGUGUUUGGUUAUAAUGCAUGCUUGUUUUUGCCAAUGUAACAUUUAUCUUUUCCAAAGAGGUUUCGCCUCACUGGUCAUUCUGUAUAAUCCAUGCAUUUAUUUGCAGGGUAGUGGAUUCCUCUGGGAAAUAUACUCACAUGCAUGUCCCUCUGAUUCAAUAUCAUUGCUACAGCAAACUCAUGAACAUUUACAAUAGUAAAUGCAAGCCUUAAAGUGAUUUUGUUAGAUAAACACUGUUGAAAAUUAAGAAUGGUAUUGAAUUUUAACCAUUUGUACAUAAGUUCCCUGACCAAAUGAAGUCCAGACUCAAGAAUAAAAGUCAAUAUGACUCA